Messenger RNA from Prunus mume (Japanese apricot), 825 nucleotides. RefSeq lists its product as uncharacterized. The record is from RefSeq and is a predicted model, not a curated record. NCBI's taxonomy places the organism in Eukaryota, Viridiplantae, Streptophyta, Magnoliopsida, Rosales, Rosaceae. Gene Ontology annotation, cellular component: endoplasmic reticulum.
UCCUCAUUUUGCUACCAUUCUCAUUUCUCCCUGGCUAGCUAUUUUCCAUUCCUCGCAAACAUAGCUAGGCCAAACCUCCAAACUUCACCAACAAAAAAAUGGGUGUUCUUGUCAAGCUCAUUGAUGCAUUGCUCUUCCUCUUGCUCCUGGCGAUUGCUUUCGAAAAGCCAUUGAUCGAAGCACAAGCAUGUCUCCCCGGCGACCUCUACCCCAACAUUCUGGUGGACCUCCGGAACUGGUAUGCCCGCGAGUCGGGCGACUAUCUCAUGACGGAGAUGCCCGAUUUCUAUGUCGGGAUCAUGUGGGUUGAGCUUGUUUUUCAAUGGCCUCUCGUGUUCAUCAACCUUUAUGGAAUCUUGACUGGCAAACCUUGGUUCAACAUCACGUGCUUGAGCUAUGGCAUCUCUCUUUUUACUUCUAUGGUGCCUAUAUUUGCAGAAUUGACGGGGUCAGGAAGGGCACCUGAUAAGCUCUUGACUCUGUACUUUUCUUUCUUGAGUUUAGGUGUUUUGGCCAUACUGCGUGGGCUGCUACCAACCUCAUCAACCAAGUCUUCUGCAACCAUUGGCAAGAGACCUGCUUCCGGUAGGAAGAAGAAAGUUUAAAUUUUUACUCUGCAACUCAAAAGUUCUGUGAUCUUGAUGAUCCAUCUCAUUGUGAGAUCAACAUUGUGAUUGCUAUUUGCCUAGAUUGUGUCUAGUUCAGAAGAUUUAUAUAAUUGUAUGGAGGAAACAUAUCUGGAGAACAAAAUGUUCUGAUUUUUGUAGAAUGGUAUGUUUGCCAAGAACAAUUUAUGAGAUGCAUUAUUAGAGAAGAGUUUGACUA